AGUCUUAUGUGCCAAUGCUCGGUUCGAUCGCCUCUGCCGAGAGCGCCCGUGGCAUUGUGUUUCUCAAAUCCGAAACUAUGCCGAAGGAUUACCUAACGUCCGCCGAUGUCGGUUGAGCAGCCAUGACAUUUUUCUAGAAGCCUACUUCUGCCUUGAAGAAUUAUGGGUCCGAAAGAACGGUCGGGGCUCGAGACGAGUGAUGGGCGAGGCGAUUCUGGGAUUCGGGCAAUGGAUUAACGCCCUAUAAAGCCAGCUCUCUCGCCCUCAAGACCCGAGUCUGAGUGGCGACGUCAUUGACUUUUUUUUCUCCCUGAAACACUGCUCUACCUAUUCGUGUAUACAGCCACCAACAUCAUCAUGCCUAUGGCAACAGCAGCUACAAGCCUGCGGCAGGCUCUCGCGGACCCUGAGGCAUUCGUCGUCGCUCCCGGAGUGUAUGACGGUUUCUCCGCUCGCAUUGCUCUCGGGGCAGGCUUCAAUGCCCUCUACAUGACGGGUGCCGGUACGGCUGCCUCCGUCCACGGCCAUGCGGAUCUGGGUAUUUGCACCCUCAACGACAUGCGCGCCAAUGCGGAAAUGAUCUCCAAUCUUUCCCCCACCACGCCCGUCAUUGCCGAUGCAGACACCGGAUAUGGCGGCCCGAUCAUGGUUGCUCGCACGACCGAACAAUACUCGCGCUCUGGAGUUGCCGCCUUUCACAUCGAGGACCAGGUUCAGACGAAACGCUGCGGCCAUCUCGGAGGCAAGAUUCUCGUGGAUCAAGACACCUAUGUGACGCGAAUUCGCGCCGCCGUGCAGGCUCGUCAGCGGAUCGGUAGCGACAUCGUGGUGAUCGCGCGAACGGAUGCCCUGCAGGUGCGCGGCUACGAGGAAAGUGUGGCACGACUGCGGGCGGCGCGCGACGCUGGGGCAGAUGUAGGGUUCCUCGAGGGCAUCACAUCUAAGGAAAUGGCUCGACAGGUGGUGCAGGACCUGGCGGGGUGGCCACUGCUUUUGAACAUGGUUGAGCAUGGAGCGACACCGGACAUCACGGCGCAGGAAGCCAAGGAGAUGGGAUUCCGGAUUAUUAUCUUCCCUUUCGCAGCCAUUGGUCCAGCUUAUAAGGCCAUGCAGGAGGCGAUGGAAAAGCUCAAGAGGGAUGGCAUCCCAGGAUUGAGCAAGGACAUGACCCCACAGAUGCUGUUCCGUGUUUGCGGGCUCGACGAGAGUAUGAAGGUGGACGCCGAGGCGGGCGGCGCUGCCUUCGACGGAGGGGUUGAGCUGCAGAAGUAGAUCGUCGCCUUCAAGCUAUGUCUGUCAUGAUUACUGUAUUCUAGAGAUCUGUUAACAACGUCAAUGUAAAUAUUGUAUAAAUUUAUGGAACGAAAUGACUGUUGCGGUGAAAUGCUGAGCCUUGAUUGGGAAGGCCAAAACACUACCUUAGUCAAUUAGACUCACUGUAACUAAGCCAAACAACCUUGGAGUUCGUCCGGCAACCCGCCGGCAGUGCUUGGAGUCUCUUUCCGGGCACCAAGUCACCUGACACGGGAUGGAGGGGGAAGAUCGCACAAGAGCUGACGAGUCGCUCUCCUUGACAGGAAUAGCAUCAUCUCAAACCAGGCAGGCAACACUCUAAAUUUGGAGGCUCCCAACUCCAGAAAAAAAAAGGAGUGUUCGGCAGCAUGCUAUUCAUGAUAUGGUCUAGUGU
Molecule: messenger RNA, 1687 nt
Organism: Aspergillus fijiensis CBS 313.89
Lineage: Eukaryota; Fungi; Ascomycota; Eurotiomycetes; Eurotiales; Aspergillaceae
Product: isocitrate lyase/PEP mutase family protein
Exons: 2
Coding region: 358-1272 (304 amino acids)
Molecular function (GO): catalytic activity
Source: RefSeq, a predicted model, not a curated record